Punctularia strigosozonata HHB-11173 SS5 is the source of this 814-nucleotide messenger RNA. RefSeq lists its product as uncharacterized. NCBI's taxonomy places the organism in Eukaryota, Fungi, Basidiomycota, Agaricomycetes, Corticiales, Punctulariaceae. Gene Ontology annotation, molecular function: oxidoreductase activity; FMN binding. The record is from RefSeq and is a predicted model, not a curated record. Bases 422 to 814 code for a protein of 130 amino acids. The transcript is spliced from 4 exons.
GUGUACCGCCCUGCUCGAUCACAUGGACUAUUAGGCAACCGACAACAUGAUAAUUCCUACUUAUGUUGACGAAAUCAGCGGAAUAGCGUGCAACGACCCAGCCUCCGGCGAGCACCAGUACCGGCGGAUUAACGCUCGUCUCCCUUGGUCUUAUCAGCGUUAUCGGGGCUUUGUUCUUGUCCAACAUGGCGGCGGUCCCGAAACUAUUCAUCCCAAUCCAGGUCGGGACAUCCGCGCUCAAGCACCGCGUCGUUCUCGCACCUCUGACGCGUUACCGCGCCAGUAUCGACCACGUGCCGCUGGAUAUCGUAACGACGUACUACGAGCAGCGAGCCAGUGAACCAGGUACAUUGCUAAUCACGGAGGCCACGUUCAUCGCCCCGAAAGCCGGAGGAUAUAGUUGCGCACCUGGCAUCUGGAAAUGUACACCCACUUCGUGACGUCGCUGAGGAACGCCUAUCCCCAUCUUGCCUACAUUCACGUCGUGGAACCCCGGGUGAAUGGCAAUGUGGAUAUCCCCGGCGGCGCUCCUCAGGGCGAGUCGAACGAUUUCAUACGCGACAUAUGGUCCCCGAGGCCCUUGAUCAGCGCCGGCGGCCACAACCGUAGCAUCGCGUUGCAAGUUGCGGAGGAGAAGGGUGACCUCAUCGCCUUCGGCCGUCAUUACAUCGCCAAUCCCGACCUACCCAAGAGACUUCGGAAGGAUAUGCCGUUGCAUCCAUAUGACCGCAGCACUUUUUACACCCCGCAGAGCCCAGUGGGCUACAUAGACCAACCCUUCGCGGAAGACGAAGAGCUGCAGAAGUCACAGUAG